Molecule: messenger RNA, 549 nt
Organism: Ceratitis capitata (Mediterranean fruit fly)
Lineage: Eukaryota; Metazoa; Arthropoda; Insecta; Diptera; Tephritidae
Product: synapsin-like
Exons: 4
Biological process (GO): neurotransmitter secretion
Cellular component (GO): synaptic vesicle membrane
Source: RefSeq, a predicted model, not a curated record
AUGGCGGUAUACGUGUGCAAAGCGUCUCGAACUGAACAGCAGAGCACUGUUCGGUUAAAUCGCGUUUCGCGUGUCAAUAUUAGCGCAAUAGCAACUGCUGGGUGUGGGCGAUACUGCGCCCCGCCACCGGAGCCUAAAACCAGCACCCUGAAUUUCUCAUCGUUCAAAUCGAGCUUUACUUCCAAUGUUAAUUUCCUGAAGAGAAGAUUUAGCUCGGGAGACCUUUCUUCCGAGCAUGAUGAUGUCGAUCCCAGUCAACUACCGCCUGCUGCGCGGCCCAUCCAGGAUCAACCAACGAAGCCGCCAAUUAGUAAUGCCGGCCCACCGAAUAUGCCACCACCGCCAGCGCCAGGUGUACCAACCGCCGGUGCCGCCGCUGGUGGUCCGGAGCUUUCGUUGAGUUUUGGUGGCGGCAAGACGGCAACACCUGCACCGCCGCGUGGUGUGAGCGCACCCACCAGUCCGGCUAAAUCGCGCGAAAGUUUAUUGCAACGUGUGCAGAGCUUGACGGGAGCAGCGCGUGAUCAAGGCGCUUCCAUAUUGGGUAAU